Messenger RNA from Ostrea edulis (European flat oyster), 10548 nucleotides. RefSeq lists its product as uncharacterized. Lineage: Eukaryota; Metazoa; Mollusca; Bivalvia; Ostreida; Ostreidae. The transcript is spliced from 2 exons. Bases 5872 to 6882 code for a protein of 336 amino acids. The record is from RefSeq and is a predicted model, not a curated record.
AUGUUAGUGAAUCUAUGAAAACACAGAGAGAGAAAAAAAAACCCGGAAAUAAAUUACAAGCCUAUACUCAAGGUCAAGAACACGGAAAAUCCUCCGUGUUUACUUCCCCGCACCUUAGAAUUAACGUUAUCAAGUCAUCACGUUGUAUGAAAAAGCGUAAUUUCGCUAUCAAAAUCACGCUCAGUUUCCGACCCACAAGACAUAUAAAAGUGAAGAGUUUGAAGGAGAUAAAGGAAGUUCUAGAAAAAAGUUGGAGCAGAAUGGCCGUGUCUAAAGUUUGGUGCUUUUUCACUGUGUGUGUUUUGCUAUCUCUGGUGGUCGCCUGCUAUUCAGACGAAACUGAUGCUGACGCUCCGAUAGAAACUGUUGGAAAUAAUGCCGCGCGCGUGCUUCUAUCUGCGAGGGAAGAUUCUAUGUACAACACACAGAGAAAUCGUCAGAGGAAACGGUGUGGUUUCUGGAGGCGGAUCCGAGGAAAAUGUUAAAUCUUUCUAACGGAGGUGGAAUAUUUUAAAGAUUUUUAAUCACAGCAUCUUACUCAUAAUGAAAUAUGUAUACAUCAGAUGUCUCAUCUCUCAUUUUAAGAAAACAAAUCUAGCUGACAUGUUUUUUGUCGGAGUAAAUUCAUGACAUUCUUGAAGAUACAUGUACCAAAGAUAAGUGAUGCAGAAGAAAAACACCUGUGAUCUGUGUGAAAAUGAUUUUUGAAUCGAAUUCGGACUACGAAUGCAUCACAAGAUGUGCCAGGGAUUUCGCAAUUUGUAUACACAACCUUUGGCAUGCUAGCGAACUUCUCCCCUCUAGUGAUCUCUUCUAAGGUUCUCGCACUGUUGCUGGCAUUGGAACUGUUUUAUUUGUAAUACUCUGCACUCUCUGCGGAUGGAGCCUACGUAGAUAUAUGCAUUGAAGAUCAAAAUCUCCAAGCAAAUGUUUAAGUAAUUGCGUUUCUAUUCUCUAUGUUACAUGUACGUUCAUUUGCAAAAUUGUAUGUUUUAAAUUUGUUUUAAAAAACAACAACAGAAAAACACAAACAAAAACCCCAAACCAAACAAACACAUGAUCAUUUAUCUGUGUUCGUCCAACGAAGUAAAUACUCACAUUAUGUAAUUUUUCAUAAAAUGUUAUAUAUUUGUCGGCGUUUAUAUUGUGUCAAAAUAAAAAAAAACACUAUAAAAUAUCUUAGAUUUAUCAUAUCUUUUCAAUAAAAAAUGCGUUAUUCAUAAUCUACAGUUGACAUGUAAGACCCUUCAAUGAUCGCAAAUACAUUCUACAAUAAAACUUACGGAAAUACCGGUGAUUUUCCCUAUUAUGGAGAAAUUCGUAUACAUGUAUAUACAAAUUUCUCCAUUAUAGGAAAAUUCACCGCUUUUCCCGUGAGUUUUAUUGUAGAAUAUUUUUAAAAAUACUUUAAUAGCAUGGUCUUAUUGUGAGAAUUCCGUUAAACUGUGCCAUAACACUGCAUUAGCGUCGAUUUUCGAAUCAACCUUUGGGGCCAGAAUGAGACUACUCUAGAGAUCGAAAGAAUAAGCCAUAAUCAAAUUAAUCCGACCAAUUUUAAUCAUAAUAUCUAUCUAUCUAUCUAUAAAAGUUUCUUUUAAGAUUAGUAAAACGUUGAUUUAAAUUUACCACUAAGUGCUUAGGAACAAAAAUUACUUGCAAAAUACACGGAACAAAAUAAUAAUGGCUAUGAUUUGAAAACUCAAGGCCGAAACGAAGUUAGAGGAGUUAUACUUGAAUUGCUGUUUUAAAAGACAGAAAUAUGUGAAAUAUAUGGUGCAUGUACAAUGUAGCUCAGUGGUUUCAGCGUUCGCUUCAUAACCGGGAGGUCGCGAGUUCAAGCACGCUCGUUCCAUGGCCGCGUCAAAACCAAGAAGUGUUUGCUUCUUUGCCAAACGCUCUGAAUUUAUUUCUAAGUGAGAGUCAGUGGUGUUUCGGAUAUAACCUUAAAAACGGAGAUUCCAUUGGCAGGUUAAGGAGCCCUUAACUGCGUCGGCCCUGAACUCUAGCUUUGGUCUGUAUUUGUGAUACUUUACCUACAGCGGGUGACGUCUCAAUAUGAUUGAAAAAUUCUCUAAGGGACGUAAAAAAACUCCUCAAAACCACCACCAAAUCUUUGGACUUUUCUCCAGCUUAAUCUAAUUUAGUAUGGUCUUUUACACUCCAAGAUCAAAUUGUUGAAAAGUGCCUUUAAAUGAAUCAUUUUUACUUAUGCCAAUAAGAUGAAGGAUUUAUCAUGAAUUUUGUUAUUCAUUUUGAAUACGUCUUUUAUAAAAAGUUGAAAAUAACAAACAGCGAUCAACAUCAUAACGUGGGGAUCCGGGUUAGAAUAGGUCCUCAGUACCCCUUGCUUGUCGUAAAAGGCGACUAACUGGGACGGUCCUCCGGAUGAGACCAUAAAAAACCGAGGUCCCGUGUCACAGCAUGUGUGGCACGAUAAAGAUUCCUCUCUGCUCAAAGGCCAUUAGCGCCGAGCAUAUAGGCCUAAAUUUUGCAGCCCUUCGGCAAUGGUGUCGUCUCCGUAUGAGUGAAAUAUUCCCGAGAGGGACGUUAAACAACAAUCAAUUAAUCAAUCAACAUCAUAACUUUUACAAAAUUUACAGAGGUUAUUUUAUGUGAUUAAAGGACAUAUCUCAUGUUUUCAAAGUAUACAAUAUUACAUGCAUUUUGUCUUCUUUAUGCUUAUAGUAAUUAAUUCUAAUAGUUCGUUCGCCGAAAUUUUGCGAUAAUUAACCACAAUACAGACUUAAGCCUCGAUUUCAAAAAGUCAAGUUAAUUAGGUAGGUAGUCACGUGGUACAGUGACGUCACGUGCGCCCUUCGGAUUGUGAAAGUACUGCGAGAUAUUAUUAAAAACUCAACUUUUAGGGGCCUAAUUAAUUUACCAUGGGCAACAUUUAAAUCGAUGUUGAUAAAUUGUCCGAGUUUUAUAUGUGUUCGCCACCAGUGCACACAUAUAACAAUGUAAAUACCCAAAUAUAGCGAGUAAAGCGUGUAUGAAAUCGGCAAAAUUGUGAGUAAAUAAUGUUUAUAUGGGUCGCUGUCUACAAACUGUUUGGGGAUGUUAUUCCUUUAUACAUCUGUAAUUGGUGCUGUUUUUCUAAAAUAAACCGUGCAAUCAUUAUUUAUUUUUGGAUUAGACAAAUUAUGAUACGUUAAAUUGUUGACAACUAGGCCCUAUGCCAAGCUAUUGUCACGCGUGCAUUUCGGAAAGAAAGAAAAAGACAACACACACACAAAUCAAUAAAAAUAUUCAAAUUUAAAGUGGUAAUCACAUUAUUUUAUUUUGAUAAAGCAAUCUUAUUACUAUUUUUGAAUUGUGAUCUGCACGUCUUUAGGAAGUACGAAGUGGGAGCACGGCGUUAUAGCCUACUGACGCACUCAAGAUGCUACAAGUUCAAUAAAGAAAUAAUUUUAUAAUUCAAUUUAAAGUUAGGAAAUACAAUAUUCUAUUAUUUGUAUAAUUUAAAGUUAAAUUAUUUUGUAUCUUUAUUUUUUGUUGUUGUAAAUCUACCAGUUGUUAGAAGUUACAUUGUAUCGUCGAUAUAUGUUGUUACUAGGUGAAGGUCAGUUGAUCCGAGUAUUGAAUUUGAAGAGCAAAACAGAAUGUAUGCUAUAGGCCUACCAGUGCUUAUAGCUUCGAUAUAUCCAUUUUCUCGCAGUUUAUCAGGGUCUCUGUCCAAGCGAUGUUUGAAAAGGUGACUGGGUGUGUUUUUUAAGGUAAAGUUCUUGCUCCAACAAAAAAAUUAUCCACGUCUUUUUUCUCGUACCUUCCUUCGAAAAAUUGAAAAAUACUCAGUCUUAAUCCUUUCUACCGACAACUAGUACACCCGAGCACGGCACAAAACAUCUUAAUGCAUUAUUAUUUACAAGCCGUUAACGUGACAAUUGGUUUUUUGUCGAUUAAAUCUCAUCUGUUUAUGAAAUGGCUAAUAGAUGUUUUCAAACCCGAGGGCGCAUAUGACGUCACACAAAAUGGCGCGUAAACUAGCGAAAGAAAAUAUGCAUAUCGCAAGAUUUGAAUUUCAUCGUUUUCAAACUCGAAAACUACGCAAAAUAUUUCAUUUAAAACACAUUUAAAGUAGUUUUAGGCAUAAAAAGAGUUAAUUUUGCUGAAAAAAUGAAAAAGUUUAGAAACAUGCGUUGUGUCCUUUAAGUUGAACAAGAGCGUUGAACACUGUUGAACAUGGUAAAGGGUCCUUAAGAGACCAGCUAUUUUUGGUAACUAGGGCAUUUCGUAUUCGCAAUAACUUCCGAUAAGGAAAUUCACACGACACGAAGACAGACUUUCUACUCAAUUUUGUAAAAAUAAAAUACACAAGGAAGAGUCCUGAAACCUUUUCUGAAUCAUAUCUAUAAAUAUCACCCGUUGACGAUCAACACGUUAUGCACAUGAUUAAUAACCGGGGCGCAGCUUUACUCACUCUACAUGAUGCAUUUUUCAUAAAAGUCCAAAUAUAUAUUUAUACUGACGAGAACCUUGGGCCCUAAAGGUCACCUGUUGAUGUCUGAACACGACCCAGGGGUAAUGAAUUUCACAUUAUUGAUAAAGGCCUCCGUGCUCAUCAUAUCUGGGCUUCCUUUUUUCUGAUAAUUGUUUAAGAACAAAGAAAAAUGUUCUUUUUAUCCGAUGCAAGACCCAUUUAUCCUUGUUUUAAUUUGUUUGUUUUACGGUCUUAUUUAUAUUUUGGAUGAAAUGUGAAAAAAAGGUCACGCGAUAAUGACAUUCUUAAAUGCUUUAGUUAACAAGUUACGUUAUUGAAAAAUGAAGCGUGUUGCAAUGACAAUUAAAUUUCAUGUCACACACACCCACACGCACACGCGCACACACACGCGCACGCGCACACACGCACGCACGCACGCACGAACAUCUACAGUUCUUUCACGCACACUGCUCUUUAUUAGAAAGUCAGGUCCUAGUAGGCGCAGAAUAAUCCAUGUAAAGUUUUGAGAGAUGAUGUGUGAUAACCCACUGGGUACCAAUUAACUUGAUGGACUUGGAAUUCAAAGUGGUAACAACCUCCGUCAAUUGUCGUAAACAACUUAUUCGGUUCAACAGACUGUCAUGUCAGCGAGCUAAGCUACUAGUAUUUUGCUCCAAAAUAUUCUUCAGCGCGCGUAACAUUGACAUCAUUACAUUUAUUUAACAAAUGCAUCAAUCAAAUUUUGCUUCACACAUGUAACGCACAUAUUAAGUACAGAAUGAAAUAAUCCGACUUAACUCACUAUGAGUUAAGUCCAGUUAUUGAAAUGAACAGAACAUGUAUUUGUCCAGGCAAAGAAACAUAACUCUCGCAUUCGAUAGAAUUGCGCGGUUUUGACACUAUCCCCCCAAACACCUAUCGUGACACUUUCCCUUUUCUAACCCGCGUAUAUCUACUGCGCAAGCGCGAAUUGCUAGUUCUUUUUGAGUUCCAUGUCGACGAAAAUACAAAUUGUCUCGAUCACGAAAUCCAAUUCAACACCAUCGCCCGUCCUCGACUGACUUCCAACGUAUUUGGGUAAAGUAAACACAUAUAUAAUUUGCGGUACGUAUUUAUGUUCUAUUAUUUUUGCUUAAUUUGGUAGUUCAACGCUUUUAUUCAUGGGUACGGGCUUUUCAAGGCGACUUGCUUCAUCUACACCGCCAUUGUACACGUCGGGUCGGCAUCAUGGUCGGUUCUUAACUAAAGGAUAAUUUGUUAUUAUUCAAUUAACUCUAAGUCAUUUAAGCCUUGCUAUUCUAUUUCCAAACAUCCACUGUAAUAUCUAGCAUUAAUUUUUGUUUUUUCAAACUUGUCUGUAAUAUCGCAAUUUUCAUUUAGGUCUACUUAGCUAACCACAACACGUGCUGAUUCUUAUAUUCCUCUUAUAAUAUUGUUUAACUUCGUAGAAAAUGUUGCGACGUACGAAACGCCCUUCCAAAUCACCUUAUGCCAGACCGGCACAACACCCUGCACUUCGUUCAUUGCCCACACGGACUUCGACCCCUGCAAUUAUUGCCCAGACUCAACCCCGUUCGACAACCCAACCCCAAGUGGAGAACCAGAUAGAGGACACGCCUCUCGCUCAACCACUAAGGCAGCCUCCCAGCCUCAUCACGGAAGCAACUGUAUCCACACAGCCACCAGCAGCAUCUGAGACACCCUACACAACGGGUGAAAAUCCUCUUAUAAGCAUCACUGAUGAGCUUGGGGUUCACGUCCCUCAAGCCAUCAAAGAUAAAAUUUGGGCAAAACAAUAUGUUGAUUUGUCAAAACUUCUCGAUUCAGAAUCAGAAAACGGCCAUGAUGCGCACAAAUUUUCAAUCAUAGAGGGUCAAUUAGUUGCAGAACCCAAGGUCAAACAUAUUAAAAUUGCCACGAUCGAUAACUGGAUCGAUGCGUUUUUAAUAUUCGCAAGUAUAUAUCUCGCUAGGCACCCUUCCGACAUCCAGGCCAUCUUGAAAUAUAUCCAUACCAUUCGCAUGGCACAUGGCCGCCAAACAAAUUGUAACUGGCUCGAGUACGAUAGGCAGUUCAGGCUAAAAAUCUCAAAAAAUCCCACUAUCUCCUUUGGUUCCAUUGAUGCUGAGUUAUGGCUCAUGUAUAUGCAAUCACAGGUCUCCUACUCAUCAAAUCACUCAAAAACUGCAUUCAAGUGUUUCGAUUAUAAUUUUAAAGGUUCAUGCCUUAAACCACACUGCACAUUCCAACAUGUUUGUAUGCACUGCAACAAGUCUCAUCCCCGCACACACUGUUGGUCAUUCAACUCUCCUCAAUCCAAGUCUACUACCCCAACUCCCCCUCGUCCAAACACGGCUCAAAACUAUCCCCCACAAAGUAACGAUUUUCGAAAUUACAAACCAAAACAUUCUUUUCAACCUCAGCGGACGAGAUUUAAUCAACCUAGGUUCAACUCCAAUUAAGCGCCCAGUACUUGCGAAAUAUUUAGCACUAUAUCCAAAUACCGAAGAUGCCCAAUUUUUGCUUAACGGUUUCUCUUUCGGAUUUUAUUUGAACUACUCGGGUCCUAGAGUUUACCUACAUCCGAAAAACAUGAAAUCAGCAAGCGAGCAUGCAAAUCAGUUAUUGACUAUUAUUGAAAAAGAAAUCGCAUUAGGACGUAUAGCUGGACCUUUUUCCAACCCCCCUUUCCCCAAUUUCCGUUGUAACCCUAUAGGCGUUUUGCCUAAGAAAGACGGGGGUUGGAGGUUAAUUUCAAAUCUAUCGGCACCUGUAGGUAUUAGCGUUAAUGAGCAUAUUGACCCCAUUUUGUGUUCAGUUCACUAUGCUUCAUUCGACCAGGCAAUUUCCUUAAUACAAACCUCGGGUAAAGGGGCGUUACUUUGCAAGAUGGACUUGUCUAGUGCAUUCAGACUUUUGCCAAUUCAUCCAUCAGAUUUUGCUUUAUUAGGCAUGUGUAUUCGAGACCAAUAUUACUUUGAUAUGUGUAUGCCGUUUGGUUGUGCCAUCGCUUGUUCAACAUUCGAAAAAUUUUCAUCAUUCCUCCAUUGGCUAGUAGGCCGAAAGGCACUCAAUCAAAAUCUCACCCAUUACCUUGACGAUUUCUUGUUCGUUGGUAAACAAAAUACUUCACAAUGUUUAGAUAUUGCCAAUAAUUUUCAGGCAACUUGUGAGGAAUUAGGCGUUCCAAUAAACCAUAAAAAAAACACAAGGCCCGACCACACGAUUGUGUUUUUUAGGUCUGGGAAUCGAUACGGUAGCACAGACCAUUUUUAUACCAGACAAUAAGAUUCAAGAACUUCAGUCCAAACUUCAUGCGUUAGUCGCUUUAAAAAAGGUUACCCUUAAAGAAAUGCAAUCAUUAUGCGGCUCCCUCAAUUUCUUUGCUAAAGCCAUUCCAGGCAGCAGGGCAUUUAACCGCAGAUUCUAUAACUCCACCAUUGGCAUACGGAAACUUUACUUUCUAAUCAAAGUUACACAAGCAAUCAGAGACGACGCAAAUGUUUGGCUCAAUUUUCUCGAGCAUUACAAUGGGUAUUCCCCCUUUCCAGAAUUACAUUGGUCUACUAACCAGGCCCUUAACCUCUUUACCGAUAGUUGCGGAUCCUACGGCGGAGGUGCAAUUUUUCAGAAUCAUUGGGCAGUAAUUUCCUGGCCAUCUUCAUGGGGUAACGAGGUACGACGGGAUAUUACUUUUUUAGAGCUAGUUCCCAUCUUAUUAGCUAUUUGGGUCUGGGCUGAUCAUUUUAAAGCAAAGAAAUUGCUUAUAAACACCGACAACAUAGCUUUGGUACACAUACUAAAUUCUCAGUCUAGUAAGUCUCAGCGCGUCAUGUCUCUCUUAAGGCCACUAAUAUUGUUAUGCCUGAAGUACAACAUCCAGAUUAAAUCCACUCAUAUAUCGGGCUAUAAAAAUUCCAUUGCAGACUCUAUUUCUCGAUUUCAGUGGGAAAAAUUCAGGACCCUCGCUCCACAUGCAGACAAGAAUCCAGCCCUCAUACCUCCGGCAUUAUUGACUCUUUUAGACCUCAAGUAGAUUGUUUGCUUGACGCCGCCAUAGCAAAAAACACAGCAUCAACUUAUCAAAAAGCCCUAAACUCUUUUCUGAACUUUCGUAUCAAAUAUAAAUUGCAGUUAUGUUGGCCCCCACCAGUUGACCAGUUUAUUAACUAUAUUGCUUUCUUGAGUGCCAACAAAGUAUCGUUUUCAACCGCUAGGUGUUACCUAAGUGGCAUUAGUUACAAAAUUCAGUUAGAGGGCGGUAUUGACAAUACUAGGGCAUUCAUAGUAAGGAAAAUGCUAGAGGGAUUCCAUAGGCUGAACCCAGCAAAGGAUACCCGCUCCCCUAUCACUCUUCGUAUACUGAACCAGUUAAUACCUAUCCUGCCUGUAGUUUGUUCAAGCUCAUACGAAGCCACUAUGUUUUCCACCGCUUUUCAGUUGGCAUUUUUUGCAUUGUUGCGGGUUGGCGAAAUUACCUUCACUAGUCAUGCCACUCCUACACUGUUGUACAAUGACGUAUCAAUAGGCGAUGAACAUAUUUCGUUGUUUAUAACUGGUUCAAAAACGGAUCAAUACAAUAAGGGUUCUACUUUGCACAUUCCACUGAACUCCCAAACAGAUUCAUUGUUCAAGCACUUGCACAACUUUUUGUCCAUUAGACCCCAAUCACGUGGCCCAUUUUUCUGCCACCUUAACGCCAAACCGCUCACUAGAUAUCAAUUUACAUCAUUAUUGCACAGGUCUAUUGAAUUUAUCGGUUUAGAUACCUCUAUUUUUAAGUCUCAUUCAUUCAGAAUAGGUGGAACUACCCAUUUGUUUUUACAAGGAAUCCCCGAAGAUGAAAUUAAGGCUAGAGGCAGAUGGAAAUCUGACGCAUUUAAUUCCUAUAUCAGAGCCUAAAGUUUAAAUUUUUUAGUAUACCUGCAACAUUUCGUGUUCUAAUUGAAUACCCAAGUUUGUAGGUUCCCGUACUACUGUCUGGAUCAUUGGCUCUUCCAUUAUUAAUCAUGCUGCCCGCCACGCAGAAAAGCAUUUCGGAAACCAGCAUAUGGAUCUACUACAGCACAAUAUCUCAAUUUUUUGGUCCGGUAAGAGCGGUAUGGUGUGGGAGGAGGUGGAGCCAAUAGUUAAAAGUAUUGUUCAAAAAAGGGGCAAACCUGACGUUAUAUUAAUUCAUGGCGGGGGUAACAGUAUUGGUACAAUGCCCUUGGCUAGAUUGCAAAAGUUCAUGAAAUUAACUUUUGCAAAUUUACAAACUUUUCUUCCACAAACUCGAUUCAUAUGGUCCCAAAUUCUCCCCAGGCGUUACUAUAGACAUAUGUUCUCAAAUAUUGCAGCCGAUAAAGCACGUAAGCGUAUCAACAAAUCUUUAGCGCCAUUUGUAAUAGCACGCAAUGGCGCAUACAUAAAAUACCCAGGACUUCAACAAUGUUCUUCCACGUUUUAUAGAGACGGUACGCAUUUGUCGGAUAUUGCUCAGGUUACGUUUUUAAACACCAUCCGGAAUGGAUUGCUUAGCAUCAUCCAAAGAAACGCUCGAAUAUUUCCUUAACCACACGGCUAUUUGAUAAGCAGUCUCCCUGUCAUGGCUCGAGCAAAAUUUUGCCCGCUCGUGGCGGAUGUCUUCAUGUACGUAAAUAUUUCUCAUACAUACAUGAAGACAUUUGGCCGAAUUUUGCUAAGCCUGCCACAGAUUUUGUUUCAUUCCAGGUCCGUGGCUAAUAAUUAGGCUUAUUGACAUUGCAUGAUUGAUAUUGAUUGAUUGACAAAUUGAAAUGAUUGAUUGAUUGAAAUGAUUGAUUGAUAUAUUGAUUGAUUGACACAUUGGUGGAAUGAAAUAUUGAUUGAUUGAUUGAAAAUAUUGAUUGAUUGACACAUUGGUGAAUUGAAAUAUUGAUUGAUUGAUUGACACAUUGGUGGAUUGAAAUAUUGAUUGAUUGAAAAUAUUGAGUGAAUUAUUGAUUGAUUGACCGAAACAUGGAUGGACUAUUGAUGCUACAACAUAACUAUCCAAAAGUCGUUGUAGAUCAUGGAUUUAUACAUACUGAUGUUUUGUAUUAAUAUGAACAUUGUCGUUGAAUUGAAAAUACGUUUUUAUUAAGUAAAGCCAUGACAAAGACUGCCAA